AUGGCCACUGAUGAGGACCAGGCUGGAUCGAGGAGGUAUAACAUUGUACAAGUGGAUUGUGGCCGUGGGGAUUUCUCCGUUACAAUUAUCGGCAAUUGCAAACGUAUCGUUGUGGACUUCCUUCCAUCCGAGUCCCGAGAUGGCACACCAGAGAGAGCUCUGAUCGAGCGCUACGAGGCUUCUUUUGACGAAGAUGAGGAUGAGACAGACGCCGUUCAACAAGAACUUGUGAACAUGAUUUGGGAUGUGGGAGGGCCCAUUUUUGAUCAGCUCGCCCCCCCAGUUGCCACAGGAGCUCCACUCCAGAAUCUACAUUCUUUGCUCUUUCCGGAAACCCAUCAUUUCUGCUUUGCCAGGACUAAUGGUAAAGCAGAGCUGUUAGAGCAAGAAUUCGACAACCAGGACUAUUCUCCACCUCCGGUAAAGAUUGAUAACGCUUUGGGUUUACCCAAAUAUUCCUCGAAAGAUAUUCAAGUCUUGAAACAGAUAGUAGGUGAAGGCAACGUCACACAAGUAUUGGUAAAUGGGCAAGAAAUGUGUUGCAAGAGUGGGCAUGAUUCAUUCGACUGGCCCUCAGUUAAAAGGGAACUUGAUUGCCUCCAGAAAAUCGCACAUUCUAAAUACGCCUCAACUAUUCGAGCACCGAAACUACUCGGUCUUGUCACGUCAGCUGACAACGGACAAAUCAUUGGGAUCCUGGAAGAAUACCUACCGACCGAUCUGGAAAAGCUGCCUACGUUGGGAGAGGUAGAUAUCUCUGUCGUUGCAGACUCGCGGAGGAAAAAGUGGGCAUCUCAGAUUCGAGAGAUGGUUGAUUUAUUGCAUGAGAUUGGAGUUGUGUGGGGAGAUGGCAAGCCGCAUAAUGUGCUUGUACAUCGAGAUACGGAUGAUGCCUGGCUGAUCGAUUUUGGAGGUGGCUGGACGGAUGGAUGGGUAGAUGAGGAGUUGAUAGAAACACUAGAAGGCGACACACAGGCAGUCAAGAAAAUUUUCGAGUUUUUAAAAGUCUGA
Molecule: messenger RNA, 1011 nt
Organism: Sclerotinia sclerotiorum 1980 UF-70
Lineage: Eukaryota; Fungi; Ascomycota; Leotiomycetes; Helotiales; Sclerotiniaceae
Exons: 1
Coding region: 1-1011 (336 amino acids)
Biological process (GO): protein phosphorylation
Molecular function (GO): ATP binding; protein kinase activity
Source: RefSeq, a predicted model, not a curated record